Messenger RNA from Python bivittatus (Burmese python), 1608 nucleotides. It is a transcript of the gene TMEM196, whose product is annotated as transmembrane protein 196. The record is from RefSeq and is a predicted model, not a curated record. Lineage: Eukaryota; Metazoa; Chordata; Lepidosauria; Squamata; Pythonidae.
UCUCUGCCCGGGACGAAAAAAGGUGGCGGGGGGAAGAUACGUCCAGAACCAGGCUGCUGGAUGCAUCAUCGAGACGACGCGCGCCAAGCGUCCGAGUCGGUGCUGCAAAGCAAACAACCUCUUUUACUGGGUCUCGAAUUGGGGCGAGAAGCACGCUCCGUCCUGAGGCGCCCUGGCCUUGGGGGCUGUGGAUAUGCCUGGUUGCUAAAGAACAGAAAAAAGUUUCAGCGGAGGGGAGAGCAUUCCUCGUCUCCCCAGCUCGGCGAAGGCGAAUGUGUGGUUUUAGUAGCUGAUCUGGUAGGAAGGAUGACCGAGGGAGGAUGUGCACCAGCAGCCAGAUCAUCGGGAGCCUCCUGGUGCUUUCCAUGCUGGAGAUAGGGCUGGGAGUCUCCAGCGUGGCCGUGGGGGCAGUCAGCUUCAGCUUCGUUCUUGCGGGUUCUGAGCGUUCAACUCAGCUGGGAGACUCUUCUCCGUUUUUGCUUUGUGGAGUAUGCGGAAUAUUCUGUGCCAAAAAAAAGUCAGGACUUAUUAUGAUACUUUUCUCUGCUUGCUGUAUCUGCGGGCUAAUUGGAGGAAUAUUAAACUUCCAGUUUCUUCGAGCCCUAACGAAGAAAUCCUCAACUCACUAUCCAUUACACCUUACCUCUAUGUCCCUCGCAUGCAUUGGAAUUGGUGGCUGUACUCUUUCUUCAUGGCUAACUUGCCGACUAGCCAGCUAUGAACAAAGAAGAAUGUUUUCAGAAAGAGAACAUUCAUUACAUCACUCUCAUGAAAUGGCCGAGAAAAGAUUGAGGGGUAUUGAAAUAACCGAACUGCCCAGCUGCCCAGUGAUACCCCCAACACCAGAGUUACCUCCAAGCAGACAGGUGUCUACAUCACCACACCCCCACCUCAGUCAACAUUAUCUGGCACCCUAUCUGGAAAUCCCAGCUGAGUCCAAGGAAAUGGCCGAUAACAUGUGUAACGGAGGACCACAUCUAAUUUACAAUGGAAGAGCAUACUAAAAGAUUUACAACGUUUAAAGAACAACUACAGUUAGGAUUUUCUUCAAGGGAAAAUCAAGAAGCCCACAGCUUGGAGAGAAGGUCCUAAAAUAUUAUGGCUCUUACUUGCAAUAAUUUCACAAUUUCAAAACAACAACAGCACAGUCACAUUUUCUUUCCGAGGUUUGCUUUGGUUCCCAUUAACAGAAGAUAUAUAAUUGCACAUUUUGAAGAGAAGUAUUACCACAUCUAUUUUUUUUUUGUCUGAGUAAUUUUAAUGGCUGUGAUAAUAUAUGAAGCAGACUUUUCAGACUUUGCUCAGACUUUCUUUAGGAAUGACUUCUUGAUUUGGAAAAAAGUCCCACGGCUAUAAAAAAGAUAAGAGGGUUUAAAUAAUGGAUUGCACGCUAACAGGAAGAGAAUCUGGACUUGAAAAUGUUGUCUUUCCUAUGCAGAGUCGAAUGAAUGAAUUAUGAGCAUACUGCACCUGCACUGGUGUCUGUGUUUUGAAAGACAGGAUGAUUUAAGAAUGCUAUGAGGUCAAAUAAUGCCUUGCUGUAAAGAAACUGUAAAUAUUUCCAAUUUAUGAAGUAUAUUUCAUAAUUUGUUCAUAAAAGAUGUGAAA